This is a messenger RNA of Drosophila melanogaster (fruit fly), 2672 nucleotides long. RefSeq names its product rush hour (gene rush). The transcript has 2 exons. Lineage: Eukaryota; Metazoa; Arthropoda; Insecta; Diptera; Drosophilidae. Gene Ontology annotation, molecular function: metal ion binding. The record is from RefSeq and is marked reviewed. Bases 639 to 1589 code for a protein of 316 amino acids. Gene Ontology annotation, cellular component: endosome membrane; apical plasma membrane; cell cortex.
GUAUUUCUCCAAGUAUUGCUGCCAGCCCCAAAACCUCUCCUGUGCCCAAACACGAGACCCAAAUUCAAGGGCCGUACGGCAACUAUCCAAGAACGCCCCAGUUCUCCAGUGCAGCAGCCCCAGGUCGGGAAUCCGACGCUCGACAAACAAUAACACGGGCGGUGGGCAGAGCGAGACGGAGCGAGCUCAGUUUGUUUUUGUUGCUGUGGUGUGAGUGAGUCAUGACGUUUCGGACGGCGUAGAAAAGCCAGUUACAGUCAACCGUCGAACAUUGCAUAAAGCGGGAGCUGUUGCCCUGCAUUCCGGAACCAGGAUCCGCCAGUCGCCCCACUUCCUCACCGUUUGCCAGGACCUGCAACAGCUGCGCCCAGUCCGCACACACCGAAGCACGCACGUACACACACACACACAUUUCUGGAGGAGCUGUGGCACCGAGUGUCACACCAUACACACACGGCGCGAGCGCACGCACACCACUGCAGCAGGCAGUCUGUCGUCACAGUUGGCUACAUUUCGACUCGGAUUCGGACUCGGAUCGAGCUAGCUGAGCAGCAACUUUCGCCGCACUCGAAUCGAAGUUAAGCCCAAACCAAAAGCAAAAGCCAAACCCAAGCCGAGCCCAAGCGCCUAUUAUCGUCAUGGUGGACCGUCUGGUCAACUCGGAGGCCAACACGCGCCGCAUCGCCUCCGUGGAGAACUGCUUCGGGAGCUCGGGCGUGCCGCUGGCGAUGCAAGGUCGCGUUCUGGUGGGCGAGGGCGUGCUGACCAAGAUGUGUCGCAAGCGGCCCAAGUCGCGCCAGUUCUUCCUGUUCAACGACAUCCUGGUGUACGGAAACAUAGUGAUUGGCAAGAAGAAGUACAACAAGCAGCAUAUCAUGCCGCUGGAGGAGGUCUCGCUGGAAUCGAUUGCCGACAACCAGACGUACAGAAACGGCUGGUACAUCCGCACCACCACCAAGUCGUUUGUGGUGUUUGCGGCCACCAGCACCGAGAAGCAGGAGUGGAUGGCUCACAUCAACAAGUGCGUGGAGGACCUGCUGCGCAAGAGCGGCAAGAAGCCGGUGGAGAACCACGCCGCCGUUUGGGUGCCCGACACCGACGCCAGCGUCUGCAUGCACUGCAAGAAGACGCAGUUUACUUUCAUCCAGCGCCGGCAUCACUGCCGCAACUGCGGCGCUGUUGUCUGCGCCGGCUGCUCGGCCAAGAAGUUCCUGCUUCCGCAGCAGAGCACCAAGGCGUUGCGCGUCUGUGACGCCUGCUACGAGCGCUUGAAGCACGUGCCAAGUUCCCUUGGCUCUGGCGAGGACUCGGCAGCGGCUACCGGCGCUGCCUCCGGCAACAAGCUCAACACAACAGCCGGCGACAGCUCCAACGAUGAGGACUCCGACGAGGAGACUGCCUCCCCUGGUGGCGAGUCGCACGAUGAGCCGCGCUUCUACGGGGACAACAGCGUGCUAUCCGCCGUCGAAGACUCCUCGACGAUAACCUCGCCCUCCUCCGCCACCACUGGCAGCUUGGAGGCUCCCCAGGUGACACCGAGCGUCCAAAGCUCCCCGGCUGCCGUUGCGACGACGGGCAGCCACUGUUGAACGGACCACAUAGCGAAUGAUUAUGAUUAUGGUAGAUAUCGCAGAAAAGCUCUCACCCACCCACAACGCAUAUCCCGAUACCUUGUAGACACGAAUCGCGGUGUGACGAAGUCUCCUUGAACAUGCCCAACAUAGCCACUGUACAUUUGAACAACCGACGAUUCCCGUCAUCUUCAUUGCAAGACCUUCGGACCCAAUUUCGGAUCUUUCAUUAUACCUAUGCGUUAGAUAAAGGACGUGCAAAAUUUGAGGCUUAUCGAGUUCUAAGUUGGGAGAGUCUAGAAUAGAACGUUGCUCGUGACUGCGACCUUGCAGUGGCUCCGUUUUGGUUUUUUAUUCUUCUCGUUUUACAUUUUCCGCGAAUUCCGCUGAGCGCGAUAGCCUUAUCAGCCAAGUGGCUGCGACGGUUGCUGCUGCUCUAUUAUUCGUUGGCAAACAAACGGUCUGAUGAUGUGAGAUGUUUCCCAUAUCUGCUCACAAGCAGCCCAGCCCUGCCCUACCCAGCCCAGUCCAAAUGCCGGCUUAUCGUUCUGAAACUCCCGUCGUGACUCAGCGGUACAGAGCAGCCGAUAGGGUUAGAUGGCCAUUGAGAGCCCAUUUUUGCCUCCGGGCGUUGAAUGAGUCAGGCGGACAGUCAUCCAUGCAUCUCUCCGAGUGGCCAGAGACAAAGCAAGACGAACAACGGAAGCGAUGCGAGCAGGAGGAGAUUAAGGAGCUGCGCAAGAUGACGGCAUUCAAGGCUCGUCCGAAUCCAUUUAAAUAGUGCUCGACGGAACCAAUCGACUACCAAACGUUUGAUAGCCCUGUCCAAAUUUAAAUGAAGUGAAGUCGAUGCUACACAUAAUCGUGUUUACCGAUGCAUAGUUUUACCAGAUUAACACAAUUUUUGUCUCUUAACAUUAACAUUACUUUUACGCAUAUAUCGUUCCCGUUUUUGGCGGAUAAGAACCACUAAAAUCGUAUGUUUGGCGAGAGGAUAAACUAUAUGGAUAUGUAUACAACAUAAGCAAUUUGCAAUUGCGAUCAUUAACUGUUUUCUAUUUGUACAAAGCCCAAAAAACAAUAAAUUAAUACUGUAAAUUG